AUGAUGAACUGUGCUGUGCUUCCAGACAGUGACGUGAGGCUGGUGAAUGGUUAUAGUCCCUGUGCUGGGAGAGUGGAGGUUCUUCAUGAAGGACAGUGGGCCACAGUGUGUGGUUAUGGCUGGGAUAUGAAGGAUGCUGCAGUGGUGUGUAGACAGAUGUUCUGUGGAGAUGCUGUAGCUGCACCAUGGCGUGCUCAAUUUGGAGCAGGAACAGGGAGCAUCUGGAUGAGCGACAUGGCCUGUAAUGGAUCAGAGACGGCACUGAAGGAUUGUCAGCACACAGAACGGGGAGUUCAGUCCUGUAGUCAUUCCUGGGAUGCUGGAGUCAUCUGCUCAGUGGUCAGACUGGUCCAAGGUGCACACCAGUGCGUUGGGAGAGUAGAGAUGAGGCAUGGAGUUACCUGGAGCACAGUGUGUGAUUCUGACUUUGACCUGCAGGAUGCAGAGGUUGUGUGUCGGCAGCUGGGCUGUGGGAUCCCUGUAGAGGUGCUGGGGGGGGCUGUGUUUGGGAAGGGGCAUGACCAGGUGUGGAGAGAGGAGAUUCAGUGUAGAGGGAAUGAAUCUCAUAUUUACUUCUGCCCAAAAUCAUCCUCAAAGACUGAGAACUGCUCCCAUGAUGAUGAUGUGGGACUGCUGUGUUCUGGGUACACAGACUCCAGGCUGGUGGGCGGCCCUGACUCCUGCUCUGGGAGGGUGGAGCUGCAGUACCUCAGUGAGUGGGGGACAGUAUGUGAUGCAUCCUGGGAUAUGAGAGCAGCCAGUGUCCUCUGUCGGCAGCUGCAGUGUGGAAACGCUGUGGCAGUGCCAGGACAGGCCUGGUUUGGAGAGGGGAGGGGCCGCAGCUGGGCUGAUGUGGACUGUAAGGGGAAUGAGACGUCUCUGUGGGACUGUCCUUCAGCAAUGAGGGGACAGAAUAACUGUGUCCAUAAAGAGGAUGUAGGAGUUGUGUGUUCAGGAACCUGUUUAAGGAACCAUCAUCGAGAGGUCAGACUGGUCCAAGGUGCACACCAGUGCUCUGGGAGAGUAGAGAUGAAGCAUGGAGUCACCUGGGGCACAGUGUGUGGUGCUGACUUUGACCUGCAGGAUGCAGAGGUUGUGUGUCGGCAGCUGGGCUGUGGAAUCCCUGUGGAGGUGCUGGGGGGGGCUGUGUUUGGUAAGGGCGGUGACCAAGUGUGGAGAGAGGAGAUUCAGUGUAGAGGGAAUGAAUCUCAUAUUUCCUUCUGCUCAAAAUCACCCUCAAAGGCCAAGAAUUGCUCGCAUGGUAAUGAUGUGGGACUGGUGUGUUCAGGGUACACAGAGUCCAGGCUGGUGGGCGGCCCUGACUCCUGCUCCGGGAGGGUGGAGCUGCAGUACCUCAGUGAGUGGGGGACAGUGUGUGAUGCAUCCUGGGAUAUGAGAGCAGCCAGUGUCCUCUGUCGGCAGCUGCAGUGUGGGAGCGCUGUGGCAGUGCCAGGACAGGCCUGGUUUGGAGAGGGGAGGGGCCGCAUCUGGGCUGAUGUGUUUGAGUGCCAGGGGAAUGAGACACACCUCUCCCAGUGUGCUGUGUCCUUAUGGAGUCGAGCUGCAUGCUCUCAUGGAUGGGAUGCAUGAGUCAUCUGUGAGGGGUCUAAAUCUCUCUCAGCUCUCAAUGGGACAGUAAGACUGUCUGGAGAGAGUGGCUGUGAGGGUCAGGUGGAGGUUUACUACCAGCUGACCUGGAGCAGAGUUCUCAUGGACUCCUGGAGCUUCAGGGAGACCUCUGUGGUCUGCAGACAGCUGGGCUGUGGCUCUGCAGUGAGGCUCAACAGCUCCUACCUGUCUGGGAAAGAGGACAGUGAUGUGUGUCUGACAGGGUAUCAGUGCCCUGGGAAUGAAUCUCACCUGAUGAACUGCAGUGAUCCACAGUGCGUCAAUUGCAGCUCUGGUCCACAGGUGUCCAUAGAGUGUUCCAUCUCUCUGUCAGUUCCUCCUUCAGCUGUACUCAACCAGGAAGUCCCGUCUAGUCCUAUUGUCGUCUUCCUGGUACUGGGAGCUUUUCUCCUCCUGCUGCUGGUGAUAAUAGCUGUCCAGCUGUACCAGAACAGAGUGCUGAAAAGAGCUCUGUACCAGGAUCUCAGCCCUCUGUACGAGGGUCUCACCACUGUGCAUGAGACUAUUUAUGAGGAGAUAGAGUACAAUCUGACCAGUUGGACAACCUACAGAGCCCCUCUAAAGAGAAGUGUCCUCUCUGAGGAGCUGCCCUCUGGGUAUGAAGAUGUGGAGGACAGUGAAGGAGACCCUCUUUCAGGGGAUCUGGUGAUAAACAACACAUCAGAAGACUAUGAUGAUGCUGGUGAGAGAGCCUUGAUGACACUGCCCCCCGAGGAUGGCCCCCCUGAACCCGACCAGACUGACUAUGAUGAUGUGGGGGAGGAGACUCUGCAGGUUACAUAG
Molecule: messenger RNA, 2412 nt
Organism: Paramormyrops kingsleyae
Lineage: Eukaryota; Metazoa; Chordata; Actinopteri; Osteoglossiformes; Mormyridae
Source: RefSeq, a predicted model, not a curated record